This is a messenger RNA of Candidozyma haemuli, 1431 nucleotides long. RefSeq names its product Ash2p (gene ASH2). The transcript has a single exon. Lineage: Eukaryota; Fungi; Ascomycota; Pichiomycetes; Serinales; Metschnikowiaceae. The coding region runs from base 1 to 1431 and encodes 476 amino acids. Gene Ontology annotation, molecular function: transcription cis-regulatory region binding; protein binding. The record is from RefSeq and is a predicted model, not a curated record. Gene Ontology annotation, cellular component: Set1C/COMPASS complex.
AUGGAUCCACCAACACAGCCUAAAGAGGCAUCUGAGGUUUCAGAAGCUGCUGCUCAGCCAGGCACGCCCACUGUGGCUGCAAUUGAACCGCAAGUUGCUCCACCGCCAAAGGAAGAGGCCCAGGUGAAAGAACCAACUGGAAACACAACACGCCUGAAGACCAAAGACGAAGGAUUGACGGCACUGGAACUUAAACAGAAGGCUGCAAAUGUGAAAGUGCACCCUAGACUUAAGCCUACGCCGUUUGACUCGGACAAUUUCGACGUGGAACCGAUAAUCACUCAGGACUAUUCACACCAGGGAAGUACGUAUGUUCAGUAUGACGACCUUCCAUUGAACAAACGUGGGUUCAAGUAUAAACCGUGCAGACCGAACCAGGCGUUUCUGUCGAACUUGUAUUCUACCACAGAUUAUGCUCCUCACAAGGUUAGGGUGAGUUACUUUGACCGUUCUUCAGGUAUAGCGUGCAGUGAAGAUAUGAAUGGGGUUACUACUCAGCAUGGCUGGCUCUCUGCUAGAAGCAAUGUGGGUGUGAGAGAGGGAAAAUGGUACUUUGAGUUUGAGAUUGUGAAUGCUAAUAAUGAAACCGGCAAGAGCCAUGUGAGGGUGGGUGUGGCUAGGAAAGAGGCUGCUUUGGAAGCGCCUGUGGGCUUUGAUGGGUACGGAUACGGGCUUCGAGACUUGAACGGACAGAAAGUUACUCUCAGUCGACCCAAACCGUUUAUGGAGAACGAAGAAGGGUUCAAGUCUGGCGAUACGAUCGGGUUCCUUAUUGAACUACCUUCUUUGGAGCAACAAAGGAAGUAUAAUGAACAGUUCGCUAAGGACUUGCAUUCGACGAAAAGAAGGAAAAAGGCAGGUCAAUUGGCUGCUGACGAGGAAGAGAAGAAACUCAAUUUGCAUCUGAAUAUCGUCAGGGACCAGAUUCCCAUCAAGUAUAAAAAUGCCUUGUAUUUUGAGCAAUUCGAGUACACGCCAACAAAGCAAAUGGACCAUCUUCUUAAUCCAGUGACGGUGUUUGGAGAGAAAGCUUUCUUGGAAACCGUCGAUAAGCCUCCUACGUUACCCACGAUUCCACAAUCAAAGAUCACAGUGUUCAAAAACGGCCAGUCGCAUGGCACAAUGUUUGAAGAUCUAUAUUCUUUCCUACCACUUAAUGUUGAUAAUGACGCUGCUGCUUCCGAUGCUAACACCAAGCAGCAGCAAAACGCUGCAUAUAGAAACACAGACGAUGGCAGCCUCGGGUAUUAUCCUAUGAUGUCUGCUUUCCUGGACGGCGUGGUGAAACUCAACGCUGGUCCUGAGUUUAAGUUCCCUGUUCCAGAAGGGGGACGUCCGUUGUGUGAACGUUACCAGGAGAAUGUUGCUGAAGAAUGGUACUUUGACCUUCUUGACGAAGUCGAAGCAGAGUACUUGGACAGUUUUGAUUAG